This is a messenger RNA of Paraglomus occultum, 1164 nucleotides long. NCBI's taxonomy places the organism in Eukaryota, Fungi, Glomeromycota, Glomeromycetes, Paraglomerales, Paraglomeraceae. The record is from the annotation of a GenBank genome assembly.
AUGACAAGCGUUGAAGAAGCACGAGAACUGUUGGGGAAGGCGGAGGUGCGACUACAGAAGGCGGAGGACGAGUUAAAGGCGUUUCAGAGCGCGGAAUUGGAGGGACAAUGGCUGAACGACUUGAGGAGAAAGUUUCGAGCUGGAACCAUUACCAAUAAGGAAGACAGAGAGCGGCAUAGGCUGGAGAAAGAAGAGAAGAGGCUGAAGGAUGCCGUGGAGACAGCAGGCAAGGAAAAAUUCGUAUGGGCUCAGGCAUUUGAUGACGUGCGGAGGAAGAAUGACCAACAGACGCAGGAAAUUCUGCCAUUCAUGGUUUCGAGUAGCGCCGACAGUGCCCAAGUCAAACGGCGGAAACUGGACGAUGACUAUAAGCGGACCGUUCGAGCUGGACAAAGUGUAGGUGGUCCAUCAAGUGGUGCAAAACCUAAAGAAUUUCGUGAGAAACAACAGAAAGAUCCAACAGUUUACAAUGGCAGACCAUUUGAGCGUACUGGUCCGCCAAUUGCUCUCUAUAAUGAAAUCUUUGGCAGGUUUAUUCAAGAAUUGAAUGACGAAAACCUGGUAAUGACUGCUGAUCAUUACAAAUGGACCGAGGACUUUAUGUUCACAGCGUCAGAAUUGUACGACAGUGAAGAUGAUCGCCUAGAAGCUGUUCACGACAAACUAGCAACGCUGUUGGGGCCAAUACAAACAACAACUUAUGGGAAAAAAAAAAUACUUGCUCAGACGGGAGCACUCUAUUAUCAAGGAUAUUGGUCGCAGGAUAGGACGAGCGCAGUUCGGGAACGGUGUUGCUGCCCUUCGUUUAUCCUCGCCAUGGCUGGGCCAUGGCUUUGUGUUCUCGGAGGGGUCUACACCAACGUAGUUAUUGUAGAGCCACUGACAGAUUUCGUCAGUCUAUUGGUUAAACCACGAGACGGGGACCAACUGGGUCGUAUUGCUCGUAUAUUUGAAGCACUGCAACGUGCUCUAGAUCGACUCGACGAAUUUUACGGUGCUUUGGACAUGACCUCGCUGUCGGAUGAACAGAGAUUUUUCCCCUAUCAUCGCUCUUACAAAGACGCUAGCAACGUGAACCAUACCUUCACUUAUCAUUCACCACUCACAGAUGACUGCAAGAAACCGCUUUGGCGCGCGCAAACAGAGGACGGCGGCAUACUUGUC